UGGUGCAAGAGGAAACGGAAAGCAAGAUCAUUACCCUAACCCUGGAGAACUGCCGAACACUGACUCAGCAAACACCAACUCCCCCAACCCUCGCCCGAGUCAUCCGUAGCCGCAGAGGAGCAUAGGUUUGAGAAAACAGCACUACGCAUAUCCCCAACAGCUAUCACGGCGAUAAUCCCAACAACAGGGUGAGUGGGUAUCGAAUGGAUGUCAAAAGAGCUAUAAGUAUAAAACACAAACAACGAAAAACAGAGCCGGUACAAAAAAUAAAAAAAAAGUGGUAUCGUUCGUACCCAGUCAAGUCAAGUCCUCCUACCUCACGCGAUCGUCGAGUGCCUCCUCGCCCAGCCAACUUCUAGCCAUUAAUUGACUCACCCAUGGUCCAGUCAGAGUUAGGAUUAUCGUGUCCGUGCUUAACUCAUCGAUCGCUAGCUGGUUUCGGCGUAUGAGUUGUGAAGAAUCCCUUCAGGCACAACGCGCCCGUCCAACUUUGAACGAAUAAGAUAGGAUUUGGCAGGUUGGGAGCUGGAACGAAACAUCAAGAUCUGGCGAACUGGUCGGUCGACGGGCGGGUCUAGGCCGUGGCUGUCGGUGCGGCAGCAGCAGCAGGAGCGGCCUCAGCAGCGGGUGCUGCUGCGGGAGCGGGUGCCGGCUCCUCGGUCUUUAUCUCGGCGGGGGGAGUAGGGGUCGGCUCGGCAGCUGGAGCAGCCGGAGCGGCGGGAGCAGGAGUCUCGGCCGGGGCGGCAGCGGGAGCGGCAGCGGGAGCGGCAGCGGGGG
Molecule: messenger RNA, 777 nt
Organism: Lasiosphaeria miniovina
Lineage: Eukaryota; Fungi; Ascomycota; Sordariomycetes; Sordariales; Lasiosphaeriaceae
Exons: 3
Coding region: 204-359 (51 amino acids)
Source: RefSeq, a predicted model, not a curated record